Messenger RNA from Caenorhabditis elegans, 2510 nucleotides. It is a transcript of the gene ZC434.9, whose product is annotated as ShKT domain-containing protein. Bases 59 to 2221 code for a protein of 720 amino acids. The transcript has 15 exons. Lineage: Eukaryota; Metazoa; Nematoda; Chromadorea; Rhabditida; Rhabditidae. Gene Ontology annotation, molecular function: zinc ion binding; metallocarboxypeptidase activity. The record is from RefSeq and is marked reviewed. Gene Ontology annotation, biological process: proteolysis.
UGAAAAAACGGGCAAGAAACGAGAAUAGGGGACAGGAACAGGUGGUAACAACCUGACGAUGACGACGAAACGGACACGGAACACGUUGUGGCUUCUGAUUUUAAUUUCAGCUUUUGCAAUAAAUGCUGAAAUUGCAGAUGAUAAACCUCCAAAAUUUCAAGUCCUUCGUGCCCAUGCAACCGAUGUUCCACAGCUGAAAGCUCUUCGUGAUAUACAUGAGAGGACUCAGCAUGAUCUUGAUUUCUGGCAAACGCCGUCAAAAGUUGGCCACCGUGCUGACAUAAUGGUCGACGAAGAUCGAAUGGAAUGGCUUGAUUCCGUUCUGAAAAACUCAAAUAUCAGCUAUGACGUCAUUAUUGAAGACGUUGGAAAGUUGAUUCUAGAAAAGGAACAUGGCCCACCGAGAUUUUCAAAUUUAUUAUUUUCCAAAAGAAUGCACAAUGAAGGAGGAAAUCGAGCAAGGUACGGAUUUGGAGAAUAUCACAGUUAUCAAACAAUUUGUGACUGGAUGAAAGAUAUCGAACGAAAAUAUCCGGAUAAAGCAAAAGUGUUCACAAUGGGAACAACAUCCGAAGGACGACCGAUUCAAGGAAUUAAAAUUGGAAGUCAAGUAUGGAGAAAUGAUAAAAGAAUAUUCUGGAUUGAUGGAGGAAUUCAUGCAAGAGAAUGGGCUGCUGUUCACACAGCACUUUGGUUUAUUGACAGGCUAAUCGCCGAUUACAAUGAUGAUUCUUUGGUCCGUGCUGCAGUUGAUCGCCUCAACUUUUAUAUUCUUCCCGUUGCUAAUCCAGAUGGUUAUGAAUACUCGAGAAGUGAUGUUUCUCCGAUGAUUCGUUUAUGGCGUAAAAACCGUGCUGGUGUAGUAUGCAAGAAGGAUCGUUGGUUCAGAGAUCGUUGCUGUGGAGGUGUUGACUUGAAUAGAAAUUAUGAUUGGCAUUUUGGAGAAACCGGGUCAAGCACGGACAAGUGCUCCGAGAUUUACCAAGGAAGUUCGGCAUUCAGUGAAAGUGAAACAAGAUCAAUGAGAGAUUUCCUAACAUCUUCAGAGCUUAACGGGAAGAUCGAUGCUUUUAUAACUCUUCACACCUACUCACAAAUGUGGAUUCAUCCGUAUUCUCAUGCACGUAAAAGUGUUCCAGCUGAUGUUGCUGAAUUGCAACGCGUCGGAAGAGCGGCUGUCGCUGCUCUGGAAAACACAUACGGAACGAAGUACAAGUUUGGCACAGGAUCUGAUAUUCUUUAUCCAUCUGCUGGAGGUUCGGAUGAUUGGGCAAAGGGAACUCUUCGUAUCAAAUAUGUAUACUUGCUCGAGUUAAGACCAGGAGAGGAUGUUUGGGAUGGUUUCAUCCUUGACCAACAUCAACUUAUCCCAACCGCAAAAGAAACUUGGAAUGGAAUCAAAGUAGUCAUUAGAGCAGUUACAGAACAAGCUGGAUCACUUCCCAAUUCUAUUGCUUCAACUUUGCCCCCAAUUACGCUACCGCCCACUCCUCUACCAACAACCACAACAACUACUACAACUACGACAACUACAACUAUGGAACCAACUACGACUGAGUCAUGGGCCACCACCACGGCUGCUCCAUUCUCAAGUAUUUUUAUCGUCACUGAACCUGCACCAAUCACCCGCACAACGCCUAUUCAUCUUGAUGCUUCCUAUAAACUUGGCAAACGCCGCUUCAAAUUUGUGUCCAUCAAAACAUUUUUCCCAACGCUUCCAACCACUCCAAUGCCUACAGCUUUUCCCACAUUUUCACCAUUUUCUGAAUUCUCACAGCCUCAAGCUUCUUUAUUUACUGAACCAUCAUCACCUUCACUGCCUUUUGUUACUGUUGUUGGUCCAAAUGAGAACAACAACGCAGUGAUCGAUGAUUUUGAAGGUUCAUCUUCGCCACGUGUCCUACCUGCAUUCGUGCGCCGUCCAAAUGGUAGUAUUGUAAGAACGAAUGUUCGUCGUCCGGGCUCUCGACAGUUCAUCCGCCGACCCGGAAGCUUUGCUCAACAGAGAUCAGGGCAAUUCAGAAAUAGAAACUCACACAGAAGUCAAGUUGCAAACGUGGCUCAACGCCCAGGGCCACCCCAACAAGCUUCUCGUAGCGGCACCUGCGCGGACAGAUCGUCAUGGUGUGCAUCUUGGCUCAACGCCAACUCCAGAGUCUGCCAGAUCUCGCAAAUCUACAUGAGACAGGAUUGUGCGAGAACAUGUGGAUUCUGUCAAUAGAUCGAUUAGCUUCUUUUUUAAACAAGUAUUUCCCAGUUGCCAUGCUUUUCUCCCCGUCUUUUCUCAAGCUUUUCUUUGCUGUUUUCGGGUAUUUUCAAUUUGAAUUGUUUUGUUUUAUAUUGCCAUUUUUAAUUUCAAUUCACAUCUGUAGCAUUUCUAAUAAUUUUAAAUUCAUUUUUCAAGAUUUUCAAGGUAUUACCAUUUUUUUCAAGAGUUCAAUACUAGGUGUUCCAUUAAAUUUUCUGUAGAUCAUUUCAACUCUCCAUUCGCUAAUAAAUCAUUUGUUAAU